Molecule: messenger RNA, 1339 nt
Organism: Vigna unguiculata (cowpea)
Lineage: Eukaryota; Viridiplantae; Streptophyta; Magnoliopsida; Fabales; Fabaceae
Product: kinesin-like protein (DUF868)
Source: RefSeq, a predicted model, not a curated record
AACCACCAUGUCUUAAUUUUCACGUGUUUCAGAUCGUUACAACUAUUGCACGUAAUUUCCUAACAUUGCAUUCAUUUAGCGUUUAACCUCUGAUUAACAAUUCUACAAAAAAGAAAACCCCUCUGAUUAAGAAGCUGUCCAGGUUUUGAAUACACAAAGGGUGAAAUUAAGAUGAUGCACUGUUGUUGCAUUGUUAGAAGCAUCUGUGAUGGGUUUUCCAAUCAUAAUUCUAUCUGACCAUUGGAGACCCAAGAGGAUCAAUCAUCUAUCCUACAACAAAAUCAGAAAAUCACAAAAAUUUGCAGGAUCAAUCCAGAAUUGUCCAAUUUAAAUGGUCAAUGGCUCAUUCUAUUGUAAAACCUGUGGUGUUAACCUUGCAAGAACCGUCCAGGUUGAAAACAUCGAAGGAUGCUAAAACCACAGAAGGAGAUAAUACCCAUCAAAAUUCUGUGACCUUUGUUUAUCAAACCAAAAUAGCAGAAUCAUUGCGAAGUGUAACAGUUUCAUGGUGCAAGGACAGCACAGAUCAUUUCGUUUCCAUCGGCGUAGAGAACACAUUGGUAGAAAACAAGUUCUCCUUCAAGAUUGAUUUGGAAUCUGGACAUGCUUGGGGGAAAAAGGGUCUCAGGUCGUUUGAAAUGGCAGGUACAAGAGUAGACAUUUACUGGGAUCUUCGACACGCGAAAUUCUCCACAGGUCCACAACCUAUUUCAGGUUAUUACAUUGCAUUGGUUUGCAAGAAAGAGGUGCUUUUGUUGUUGGGAGAUUUGCAGAAUGAUGCUUUUGAAAGAACCAAAUCAAAACCAUCCCCAGAAGAAGCAACCUUGGUAUGCAAGAGAGACAACGUGUAUGGGAAGAAGGUGUUUUGUACCAGAGCCAUUCUGGAAGAUGGUAAGACAGAACAUGAUGUUGUGAUUGAGACUUCUCUUUCUGGUCCUGAUGAUCCAGAAAUGUGGAUCACCAUAGAUGGCAUGUUGACCAGCAGAAUAAUGAACUUGCAUUGGAGAUUCAGAGGGAAUGAUAUAGUGAUGGUGAACAAUUUUCCAGUGCAAAUCUUCUGGGAUGUGCAUGAUUGGCUUUUUACAAAUGAAAUUGGUCCAAGCCCUGCAUUUUUUGUUUUCAAGCCAGGAUUUUUGGAAGGUGCUAACGACCCCAAAAGCAGAGAAUGCCCAGAAAAAUAUGGAGAGAGUAGCAGAAAUGAACUGCAAGAGGAGAAUUCAUGCACCACAGGAUUUUGCCACUUUCUGUAUGCUUGGAGAACUGCUUGAGAUUCAUUGUGCUUUCCCAAAAGUAUUUCCUUUCCUUUCCUUUCCUUUCUUGUAGCAAAUGCUUUCAUAGA